GUCAAUAACCGAAAGAUUAAAUUAAAAAUUAAGAAAAAUCGCACAUCAGAGAGGAAAAAAAGAAGAAGAAGAAGAAGAAGAAGGAGAAGAAACCCUAAUCGGCGAGGAGAGGGAGCCAGAGAGAGCACGAAAGCCAAAGGUAUAUGGGGAAGAAGAAGAAGAGAGUAUCGUCCAAGGUAUGGUGCUACUAUUGCGACAGAGAAUUCGACGACGAGAAGAUCCUGGUGCAGCACCAAAAGGCUAAGCACUUCAAGUGCCACGUCUGUCACAAGAAGCUCUCCACCGCCGGUGGUAUGGCCAUCCACGUUCUCCAGGUUCACAAGGAGUCCGUCACCAAGGUUCCCAAUGCUAAACCUGGCAGAGAAUCGACUGACAUUGAAAUUUAUGGAAUGCAAGGAAUACCGCCUGAUGUACUGGCUGCCCACUACGGGGAAGACGAAGAAGAGGCGCCUUCAAAAGCAGCCAAAGUGGAUAUUCCAUCCACUCAGCUUGUGGGAGGCUUGGUGCCAGGGCCGCUUGGUGUUGGAUAUCCUCCUCAAUCAACUUUAGGAGCAGUGCCGCCAGUUUACAGUGCUGCAGUGCCUGUACCUCCUACUGGUUGGGCUGUGCCUCCUCGUCCACAGCCUUGGUUCCCACAGCAUCCAGCGGUUUCAGUUCCUCCGUCUGCUCCUAUGGGAUAUGUGCAGCAGCCAUUAUUUCCAGUGCAAGGUGUGAGGCCUACUUUGCCAGUGGUUUCAACAUCAACUGCACUCCAACCUUCACAAAUUGCUCCACCUGGAUUGCCAACAUCAACACCUCCACUCCCUGUAUCCCAACCCUUGUUCCCUGUUGUCAAUAACAAUGUACCUACACAGAGCUCACCAUUUUCUACUUCUUUGCCAACAAGUGUUCAACCAAGCACUACUGCAGAAGUUAAAGGCUCAAUUGAAGUACAUUCGAGUGUUAAUACUUCUGUGCCAGGUAGCUACCAUGCUGCUAAUAUUUCAGGUGGAGCUGGAGCCAAUUCUCAUUCUUAUGCCUCUGGUCCAAAUACCGGUGGUCCAUCAAUUGGACCACCCCCUGUCAUUGCGAAUAAAGCUCCUGCUACACAGCCAGCUGUAAAUGAGGUUUAUUUAGUUUGGGAUGAUGAGGCCAUGUCCAUGGAAGAGAGAAGAAUGUCCUUAGCCAAGUAUCAGGUGCAUGAUGAAACUAGCCAGAUGAGCUCUAUUGAUGCAGCCAUAGACAGAAGGAUACUGGAAAGCAGGCUUGCUGGUCGAAUGGCAUUUUAGUUCCAACCAAGAGGGGAGGAAUGCAUCGUCAGAAAAUUUCAUGGAUGAAAUGGAAUGAGGGACUUGGGUCGCUACCCCCAAUUUCUCAUCAUUUUUCGGGGUCUGAAACCCAAAUGGGAUGUGAUUGUGUUGUAUUCUUUGCAAAAGCGAGGCAGAAGAGAGAAGAUAGUCAUUUUUUUUUUUUUAAAUUCUGAGUUAAAACUCUAAAACUGUUAGGACUUAGGAUAUGGAUUUUAUUCCAAGUUCCAUCCUAUGAGGAUAUUUAUAUGAGUUUAUAAUUAUUACCAUAUAUUUUUUUUGUCAA
This is a messenger RNA of Theobroma cacao (cacao), 1572 nucleotides long. It is a transcript of the gene SUF4, whose product is annotated as zinc finger (C2H2 type) family protein. NCBI's taxonomy places the organism in Eukaryota, Viridiplantae, Streptophyta, Magnoliopsida, Malvales, Malvaceae. Gene Ontology annotation, molecular function: DNA binding. The record is from RefSeq and is a predicted model, not a curated record. Gene Ontology annotation, cellular component: nucleus. Gene Ontology annotation, biological process: regulation of DNA-templated transcription.